AUGUCCUCAGCAACAGCAACGCAACCGACCAAGCUGCGGGUGCUCAUCAUCCGUCACGGCGAAACGCGCGAAAACGUCGAACGAAUCAUUCAGGGUCAACUCGAUACCGACCUGAACGAUCGUGGACGACAACAAGCUGAGCUUACUGGCCGCUUCCUCUCUUCCACCCGCAUCGAUCGCAUCAUCGCCUCUCCACUCCGUCGUGCAGCCGACACAGCAAAAGCAAUCCAUAGGCAUCAACCCUCGUCGCUGAAGUUGGAGUAUGAUGACCGGUUGAAAGAACGUGCAUUCGGUGUGUUAGAGGGGAAAGUGUAUGGUGGAGGUUCAAAGAAGCCGGAAGAUACCGAAGGGAUUGAGAGAAUGGAGCCUUUUGCAGAGAGGUUAGGGAGCUUUUGGAACGAUCUUGUCACUCAACCCACCACUAGUGGUGGCGAUGGUGGGAAGGAGAGAACAGAGACGGUAGUGCUGGUGUCGCACGGAGCAGCGAUUAGCGCAUUAAUGAAUCAGGUUUUGGUCCCCGGACGAUACGUGAUUGUACCGCCGAGUGUGGUGCCUUCGAGGUUUUGGAACUGUUCCAUUACCGAGCUUCUCGUUCCUACGAUCCCUAGCUCGACGUCGGAAGUGCAAGCUGGCGACCUUUCGAGGAAACGAGACUGGUCAAUUAUACCGAUCCACCUCGGCGUGCAAGGAUCCCAGUUUCUGCUUGACCACCAGCUGCAGAAGAAGUUGCUGGCAACGGCAAAGGCAGGCGAUGUGCCGGACGUAAAAGCCGCUGAAGCAGUCAAGGAGCUCGAAGCGAUGGUAAUCAAGACUGAGCGUCAAUUCGAACGCGAUCCAGCUGGAAAGGAACAACUGGAAAAAGACACGAUCAAGGCUUCGGAUGGAAAGACUGUCGAGAACGAUAUCGGCUAUGGCAAAGCAGUAGGAGUAGUAAUUCAAUGGUCGAACAUCGACCACCUGAAAGAGCUGGAGGAGGUGGUCACAGCUAAGACCACCAAUGGCGAUGCUUCGUCCAGCAACGUCAAUGUAGACGAACUUGUCAAGUAG
Messenger RNA from Ustilago hordei, 1047 nucleotides. RefSeq lists its product as uncharacterized. The transcript has a single exon. Gene Ontology annotation, molecular function: fructose-2,6-bisphosphate 2-phosphatase activity. Gene Ontology annotation, biological process: negative regulation of programmed cell death; regulation of pentose-phosphate shunt; negative regulation of glycolytic process. The coding region runs from base 1 to 1047 and encodes 348 amino acids. The record is from RefSeq and is a predicted model, not a curated record. Gene Ontology annotation, cellular component: cytosol. Lineage: Eukaryota; Fungi; Basidiomycota; Ustilaginomycetes; Ustilaginales; Ustilaginaceae.